AUGUGGAAGACAACAUUUUGCUUGUCUCCUAGGCUAGAAUCUCUUACAAUCUCAAGCAACAGAACGCUCGUAUCUCCCGGUGGUGUCUUCGAGCUUGGUUUCUUCAAAAUCGCCUCAAGAUCUCGUUGGUACCUAGGGAUGUGGUACAAGAAAGUCCCCGACAGAACCUACGUGUGGGUUGCCAACAGAGACAGUCCUCUCUCAAAUUCCAUCGGAACCCUCAAAAUCUCUGGCAAUAAUCUCCUCCUCCUCGGUGACUCCGAUAAAUCUGUGUGGUCGACGAAUCGUACUAGAAGAGAUGUAGAAUCUCCGGUGGUGGCAGAGCUUCUCCCUAACGGAAAUUUUGUGAUGAGAUACUUCAACAACAAUGACCCAAGUGGAUUCUUGUGGCAGAGUUUUGAUUUCCCAACCGAUACUUUACUUCCGGAGAUGAAACUUGGCUGGGAUCGCAAAACAGGGCUCAACAAAUCCCUUAGAUCUUGGAAAAGCCUAGAUGAUCCAUCAAGCGGAGAUUUUUCGUACAAACUCGAAAUUCGAGGAUUCCCUGAGUUUUUUCUAUGGAAAAGAUACUUUCCAGCUCAUCGGAGCGGUCCAUGGGACGGACGUCGGUUUAGUGGCAUACCAGAGGACCUAAAGUUGAAUUAUAUGGUUUAUAAUUUCACGGAGAACAGAGAGGAGGUUGCUUACACUUUCCUAAUGACCAACCACAGCAUCUCUUCUAGUAUUUACAGCGACUGA
This is a messenger RNA of Microthlaspi erraticum, 738 nucleotides long. NCBI's taxonomy places the organism in Eukaryota, Viridiplantae, Streptophyta, Magnoliopsida, Brassicales, Brassicaceae. The record is from the annotation of a GenBank genome assembly.